This is a messenger RNA of Carassius carassius (crucian carp), 2604 nucleotides long. RefSeq names its product solute carrier family 13 member 5b (gene slc13a5b). Gene Ontology annotation, biological process: monoatomic anion transmembrane transport; citrate transport. The record is from RefSeq and is a predicted model, not a curated record. The transcript has 12 exons. NCBI's taxonomy places the organism in Eukaryota, Metazoa, Chordata, Actinopteri, Cypriniformes, Cyprinidae. The coding region runs from base 66 to 1808 and encodes 580 amino acids. Gene Ontology annotation, cellular component: membrane. Gene Ontology annotation, molecular function: sodium:dicarboxylate symporter activity; succinate transmembrane transporter activity; citrate transmembrane transporter activity.
GGUUAAAAGGACGUGUCCAACACUGUUAAACUUACUUUAUAUGGACAAACUUUCUUUAUUCUGAGAUGAUCCCAACACUAAAAUCCAUAUGGAACAUGAAGAAUGGGAUAGUUCUUUUCUUCACUCCUUUGAUUUUUCUUCCACUCCCAGUGGUCAUCAACACAAGGGAGGCCAGCUGUGCCUAUGUGAUCAUACUGAUGGCAGUUUACUGGUGUACUGAGGCUCUUCCUUUAGCUGUCACUUCACUGCUACCUGCUGUCCUCUUCCCCAUGCUUGGCAUCAUGCAGUCCAAAAUGGUGUGUAUGCAAUACCUGAAGGACACUAACAUGCUGUUUGUGGGUGGACUAAUGGUCGCUGUGGCAGUUGAGCACUGGAACCUGCACAAACGCAUUGCCCUUCGAGUGCUUCUCAUUGUUGGGGUGCGCCCAGCGCUCCUGAUGCUGGGCUUCAUGGGAGUGACAGCUUUCCUCUCCAUGUGGAUCAGUAACACGGCUACUACGGCCAUGAUGGUCCCAAUAGUGCAGGCUGUGCUGGAACAGCUGAACAAACAGGAGACAGAGUCGUCACAGACGACCUGUGGUGAGGAACGGCCCCAGGCUCCUGAGGCAGAAUACAAACAGACAGCAAAAGACAGAGACUCAGAAGUGGUGCUACGCAUGCUAGAUGUCUCACCAGAGGCCAAACAAAAGGAAUCAGCAGAGAAGCGGUUCAUGGCUAAAGGAAUGACUCUGUGUGUGUGUUAUGCGGCCAGUGUUGGGGGAACGGCCACACUCACAGGCACUGGACCUAACCUAGUACUGAAGGGUCAGAUGAACCAAUUAUUUCCUGAUAAUGGUGAUGUCAUCAACUUUGCCUCAUGGUUUGGGUUUGCCUUCCCCAACAUGAUCAUCAUGCUGACGAUAGCUUGGCUGUAUCUUCAGUUCAUUUUCAUAGGAUUCAACAUUAGGAAGACAUGGGGAUGUGGAGCGGUAAAGUCAGAGAAGGACAUAGCUGCCUAUAACGUGAUCCGGGAGCAGCAUCUUCAGCUGGGACCGAUGUGUUUUGGCGAACUCAGCGUUCUGGCUCUCUUCAGUUUGCUUAUAGCACUGUGGUUUACUCGAGAUCCUGGAUUUGUAACAGGCUGGGCAACACACACCUUUAACAUUGAAGCAGAAUAUGUGACAGAUGCUACAGUUGCAGUCUUCAUUGCCCUGUUGCUCUUCAUUCUGCCAUCUAAACCACCCCGGCUUUGCUUCGGGUCAUCAACUGGCUCUGAAACGGAGCCUCAACCCUAUUCUGCGCCCAGUCCAGCCCUGCUCUCCUGGAAAGUAGCUCAAAAGAAGUUACCCUGGAACAUAGUUUUGCUCCUAGGUGGAGGAUUUGCAUUGGCCAAAGGUAGCGAGGAGUCAGGUCUGUCCAGAUGGAUGGGAAACCAGUUGACUCCUCUGCAUAGUAUCCCUCCCUGGGCCAUUGUCAUCAUCCUGUGCCUCUUGAUUGCCAUUUUCACUGAGUGUACCAGCAAUGUUGCCACAGCUACCUUAUUUCUUCCUGUCCUUGCUUCUAUGUCUCAAUCGGUUGGAAUCAACCCUCUUUACAUCAUGGUGCCAUGCACACUCAGUGCGUCCUUUGCAUUCAUGUUACCAGUGGCAACUCCACCAAACGCUAUAGUCUUUUCCUACGGAUACCUCAAGGUUUCAGACAUGGCAAAAACUGGCAUGAUGAUGAAUAUCAUAGGGAUUUUCUGCAUCACCUUAUCCAUCAACACCUGGGGCAGGGCUAUGUUCAACCUAGACUCUUUCCCUGCAUGGGCCAACCAAACAGUAAUAUGACAGACACUACAAGGCCAAAUGGAAACCAGCAAGCUGCUUAAUUUCUUCUCAUCAUUCUCAUAAACAUCGUGGAUCAUAGCUGCAGCAGACAGAAAAUGAAAUCUGUCAUGUCUUGCAGGACUAUUUUGCACACUCAUAACCUCUUUCAGACCUACAGUAACUAAGCACCAGGAUAUACUACAGUAUGUUCAAAUGUUUGGGGCUCUUACGAUUUUUUAAUGUUUUUGAAAUCUCUUAUGCUCAUCAAAAAUGCAUUAAAAUCUGAUUUAAAAAAAUACAAUAAGAAUAAUAUUGUGAAAUAGUUUUCUAAUUAAUAUUAAUAAUAUUGUGAAAGUUUUUGCAACAAAAUGACCAUUUUAUAUUUUAAUAUAUAUAUUAAAAUGUAAUUUAUUCCUGUAAUGGCAAAGCUGGAUUUUCUAGCAGCCAUUACUACAGUCUUCAGUGUCACACAAUCCUUCAGAAAUCAUUCUAAUAUGCUGAUUUCGUAUUAUCAUAUUUGAAAACAGCUGUGCUGCUUAAAAUGUCUGUGGAAACCAUGUUUGUUUGAUUCUUCGAUGAAUAGAAAAGGGUGAAUUUUACUAACCCCAAACUUUUGAACACUACAUUGUCAUAACAUUUUGCAACACAACUUUAUCAACCAAAUAUGCAUUUCAGAUGUUUCAAACAUUGAAACAAUCAAAUGUUUCAAACAUUUCAUAUAUUCACAAACAUAGCUUUAGAUGGCAUGAUUAUCUGAUAAGAGUAGACUAAACGAUGACCCAGAAGACAAAAACAUAUUGUGGAUGUUCGUUUCAAU